Molecule: messenger RNA, 1949 nt
Organism: Puntigrus tetrazona (Sumatra barb)
Lineage: Eukaryota; Metazoa; Chordata; Actinopteri; Cypriniformes; Cyprinidae
Molecular function (GO): protein binding
Source: RefSeq, a predicted model, not a curated record
CCCGCGACCUCUCUCAGGUGGUUUCUCCCUCACCUUUAACACCUGAGGCGCGGGCGCGAGCGGCGCGGUGACGCCGGCGCAGGUAUGGCGGACCUCAGCGCGACCUGGGAGCGCGAGCUGCUGGAGCAGUUCUCCUGCCUGACCGCCUCCACGGACGCGGAGGAGCCCCGGCCGAGUACGGAGGGCGUCGCGUCGGGCUUGUUGCGUUUAAGCGACGAGGUUCUCCUGGUUAUACUGAGGAACCUGGACCCGGUGUCGCUGCUGAGGCUCGGCGGCACGUGCACCUCGAUGUUCCGAGUUUGCUCGUGCAACUCUCUCUGGACCGCGCACUUCCAGGAUUCGUUUGGGGUCAGUCUGUCAUAUACCCACGCCCGGUGUCCCGUAACGGCCAAAACCGCCUUCCGCCUGGUUUUUAUGUGGAUCCUCUUCAGAAACAUCCACUGUAACCGUGCUUUUCAGGAGAAGCUCUUUGUGGAGAUCCCGCUCGCGCCGCACAAGUACUGGAUCCAGUGGCUCGUGCUGGAGGAAAGCGUCCCCUUGCCUUCCGUGAGGCUUCCCUGCAGCGACGUGGAGAAACUGUGGGGAAUCGCCGCCGAUUUGUUUCAGGACAAACUCCAAGAGAAAACGGAGGAUUGCGACGCCCUCAAGUUUGAGUGGAGGGAGCUGUACCAUCUUGCGCUGAAGCAUCACGGUAGCGUCUCGCUGGUCUUCCGGCAUGUUCUCAGCCAGCACCAAAACAGUGAGCACGCAGAGCUGGAGUCCAUGUACCAUCAAUACGUCCAGUGCAGGUUCCAGUGGCUCUUCACGUAUUGGUUGUUUCGGCAGCCGACUCCGUACAACAAGCAGCUGCGAUCCAUUUUCCUGCAGUGGAAGAAGCACAGCAAAAGAAAGGUGGCCACCUGGGGUGAAACCCUGUGUGAUGUGAGGUACCUGGCCUCCCUGCACCCCAUCACCAAAGACUACUGGAGAGGCAGACUGGCCCGGGGAGAUGAGAGCCUUGGGAUUCAGACUGUCGGAAACUACUUCUCCAUGUGCAAGUCUCUCAUGGCCUGGAUCUUGGGCCGCGACUGGGGCCGACUGAAACGAAGAAAGGUUUAUGAAGACACUCUGGAAGGUGUGUAUCUUCUGCUGAGACGGGAGAUGCAGGAGACUCUCAUCGAACACGAACGCUUCUGGCAGGUGGCCAAAGUCCAGAUGACCCGCGUCUGUACGCUGGAGGAGACGGCGGCAAAUUACGUCAACUGGAAAAUGAUCGAGUCGCUGCCCUACUACAAGCUGUAUCUGGUGUCUGGUAACUCGGUGUACCUGGACCACGUUCAAGGUUUCUUGCGUAGAAAGAGGCUGAUUCGGGACUGGAUUUACCUGGAGGAGAACAGCUGGGCGAGACAGUUGCUGCCUGAAUCUCUCUACACGCUGCUGGAGUUUGACACCAAGAUCUCUCAAGAGAGCUUGCACGGGGACUGUGUGACGGCGCAGCUGAGUCGGCUCAUGUGGCUGUACCUGAACUCUGGGCAGGAGCUCUAUCUGCAGGCUCUGAAGGGAAUGGUGCUGCAGUGCGCUCAGGCUUGUCUCACACAUCUCAACAUGAUUCAGGCCUGUCAGGUGGCUGUAGCUUAGUCUUUUAACAGAGUUUUUAUGACAUGACUUUUUUUUUUUUUUUUUUUUUUUUUUUAAACUUAGUAUUUUUAGACACUUUGUGCAACUUUCACUUAAGUUGUUCAGGUUUUAGUGCACAGUCAUUCAUUCUCAAUUUAUGUCUGAGUAAAUGUGGUGCAUAGAACGAUAAUCGUUUUUAAUGCUGUAAUGUUUUUAGCAUGCCAAAUUAUCACUGGUCUCCUUUUUGAGAUGCUUUUAUUGCAACUAUCAUGUGACUUUUUUUGUACUUUUGGAUUAUUCUCAUCAUGGUAGACUGCAGGGAUGCUGAUUUAUUAAAGCACCUCUUUGCUCCA